This is a messenger RNA of Periophthalmus magnuspinnatus, 1756 nucleotides long. It is a transcript of the gene rbm22, whose product is annotated as RNA binding motif protein 22. The record is from RefSeq and is a predicted model, not a curated record. Gene Ontology annotation, cellular component: U2-type catalytic step 2 spliceosome; Prp19 complex; U2-type catalytic step 1 spliceosome. Lineage: Eukaryota; Metazoa; Chordata; Actinopteri; Gobiiformes; Gobiidae. The transcript is spliced from 11 exons. Gene Ontology annotation, molecular function: metal ion binding; pre-mRNA binding; U6 snRNA binding. The coding region runs from base 60 to 1337 and encodes 425 amino acids.
UGGACGCCCCUUGGUUUUCGGCCUGUGUUGUGUUCGCGUUGUUUGGCUCACUGUGCAAAAUGGCCACGUCCCUGGGAUCAAACACAUACAACAGACAAAACUGGGAAGACGCGGACUUCCCAAUUCUUUGCCAGACUUGCUUAGGAGAAAACCCUUACAUUCGUAUGACCAAGGAAAAAUAUGGGAAAGAAUGCAAGAUUUGUGCACGUCCAUUCACUGUGUUUCGGUGGUGUCCUGGGACACGGAUGCGCUUUAAAAAGACUGAAGUCUGUCAGACUUGUAGUAAAAUGAAGAAUGUUUGUCAGACCUGUCUGCUGGAUCUUGAAUAUGGUUUACCUAUUCAGGUCAGAGACACAGGGCUUGCCAUUAAAGAUGAUAUUCCAAGGUCAGAUGUGAAUAAGGAGUACUACACACAGAACAUGGAAAGAGAGAUUGCAAACUCAGAUGGCACGCGGCCUGUAGGACAGAUUGGUAAAGCCCCUAGUUCAAGCGACAUGUUGCUAAAACUUGCCAGAACCACACCUUACUACAAGCGGAAUCGACCUCACAUUUGCUCCUUCUGGGUGAAGGGAGAAUGUAAAAGAGGAGAGGAGUGUCCUUACAGACAUGAGAAGCCCACAGACCCUGAUGACCCACUGGCUGACCAGAAUAUAAAGGAUCGUUAUUAUGGCAUCAAUGACCCAGUAGCUGACAAACUAUUGAAACGAGCCUCAACUAUGCCCCGCCUUGAUCCACCUGAUGAUAAGACCAUCACUACUUUAUACAUUGGUGGAUUGGGAGACAAUGUCACAGAUGGGGAUCUCAAGGGCUUCUUCUACCAAUUUGGUGAAAUUCGCACCAUCACCAUAGUUCAAAGACAGCAGUGUGCUUUUAUUCAGUUUGCAACACGAGAUGCAGCUGAAAUGGCAGCAGAAAAGUCAUUUAACAAACUCAUUAUUAAUGGACGAAGGCUAACUGUCAAAUGGGGAAGGUCUCAGGCAGCAAGAGGGAAAGAUGGUGAAGGCAUCAGUGAGAUGGGCUCAAGGCUUGAACCUGUCCCGGGUUUGCCUGGAGCUUUGCCCCCUCCACCACCACUUGAUGAAGAGACGUCAGCAAACUACUUUAACCUGGACCCCAACAGCUCUCCUGCUGUUAUGAACAUAACAAUGCCCCCACCUCCAGGCAUGAACCCACCUCCACCAGGUUUUGGACCACCAAUGUUCCAUGCUAUGGGUCCAAUGGCUCCACCUAUGCCCCCUCCUAUUGGUAUGAGACCUCCUGGUCAAAUCCACUAUCCAUCCCAGGACCCUCAGCGCAUGGGUGCCCACUCCGCUCACGGCUCACGUCAUGAACAAUGAAAUCAGUGUAAUGUGCCUGGCCUGAUUAGACAGAUGGGUUUAGCAAACAUCUGCUACAAACACACAGCCUGAACUGUUAUAGCACCUGCGGUUACAGUGCCCAGUGUUCUUUGGUUGGUGGAAAAUUGAGCCAAAACAAAUGUACCAACAGCAUUUAAACAGGCUUUGACAUGGUAAGAUGGUACUAGACAUGAGCUGGCCAGAGUUGUUGGGCCAAUUAUUGCUCUAACAUCAGGAGCUUAUGUACAAAGCCAGGGUGUAACAUUUGUUACAUUGGGAGUAUCUGGCAAACAAUUUUAUCUUAAUUUUUAUUCAUUCUAAUUUUUUUAUUUUAAACCAUUGUAAAUGUCCACUAUGGGUUUAGUUUCUAAUAGCUGUAGUUUGAAUUUGUCAUUAAACCUCCCAAUUUUGUCAUCUUA